AAACCGGAAACACUCCUAUUGAUCAGCGUAGGUAAAUUUCUUCUUCUUUGCAGUUCGUUCGCGAGCCGAAGUUAUGCUCCUUCGCGGGCUGCUUGUGGACGUCGCCGCGGCCGGACGCGGCGCUCUGCGGACCCCGCGGUCACCUCACCUCCCGUCCGCCCAGUAGACCCUGCGAGCCCGCUGAGAGCCAUGCAGGCUGCCGGGCGCUCUGCGUGAAGGUUAAACAGGACGGACCGCUGCCAGACGCUCAGCAACCCUCAUUGUCUGCGCUGGAGACCCUCGCUUCACAAAAACAUUUCUUUGUAGAUAUUCCCCGAGGAUGGAGCGCAACGGGAAUAUCAGCGAGGACGAUACUCUGUGUGCUGAGGAGGAGGAAGAAGUAGAUCCAAGAAUCCAGGGAGAGCUGGAGAAGUUGAACCAGUCCACGGAUGACAUCAACCGCUUGGAAAGCGAGCUGGAGGACUUUCGCCAGAGGUUCCGAGCGGUGCUGGUGGAAGCGACAGUGAAGCUGGACGAAGUGUUGAAGAAAAUCGGUCGGGCUGUGGACGACUCCAAACCUUACUGGGAGGCCCGCAAAGUGGCACGACGGGCCCAGGUCGAAGCCCAAAAAGCCACCCAAGAAUUCCAGCGGGCGGUGGAAAUCCUGCGGGCAGCGAAGGAGACCAUCGCCCUGGCUGAGGAGAAGCUCCUGGAGGAGGACACCCGUCAGUUUGACUCUGCCUGGCAGGAAAUGCUCAACCACGCCACGCAGAGAGUGAUGGAGGCGGAGCAAGCGAGAACGCGGAGCGAAGCCGAACACAAAAAGACAGCAGCCAACUACAACUCCAGCAUCGGCCACAUGAAGCAGAUGGAGAAGAAGCUGAAGCGCUCCAUAAACAAAUCCAGACCGUACUUUGAACUGAAGGCUAAAUAUUAUCUACAGCUUGAGCAACUGAAGCAGCAUGUUGACGACCGUCAGGCCAAGCUCGUGGUCGCCAAGUCCGAGUACCGCGCAGCGCUGCGCAGCCUGGAGAGCAUCUCGGAGGAAAUCCACGCUCACCGGCGCUCCCACGCCAUGGGAACCAGGGAGCGAGGCGUGGGCGCCGAGGUCGACGAAGUUCACGACGACAUCGCCAACUUCAAGAUGGAGUCAGACGGCCUGUCUAUGGUGUCAGUUUCAGUUGAUGAAGAGGGCAGUCGCAGCUCAGAGGAGGAGGAAGACACCCAGACUACCUCCUCGUGCCGAACGACGCCCUCCUCGCCUUCUUCUUCGUACUCCCAUCCCUCCACCUCUGCCUCCACUCCCAUGAGCAUGCCCUGCUCCUCCGGCUACCCUCCUUUCUCCUUCCUCGCUGCUUCUUCCUCAUCCUCCUCCUCGUCUUGUCCUGAAGGUCUGGAGUCAGAGGCCCUCUGCACCGCUCACGGCCCAGACCUGGUGUGCAGUUCCGGUCAUGUCUCACCUGUCCUGGGCCCCCGCAGUCAGUGCAGUGGAGCCUCCUCUCCAGACUGCGAUCAGGAGAGAGGCGACAGAGCGGAGGGAGCCGAGGCCUCUUUGGAGGGCGGCCUCAGCAAGCUCGCCUUGACCGCCUCCCGAAAACCCGGCGAGUCCGACGACGAGGAAGAUCCGCAUUACAUCAACCCUGAACUUACCUCCCCCAGCUCCGCCGCCUCCGUUCUGCUCUUGAACGGCGUCUAAUGAACUUAACUCGGGACUCACCGACAGAGCGGGACGCUGAAGUGGGACUGAAAGAGGCAGCGAGAGCCGAAGCUGCUCUCCUGCAUGACUCCCCGUCUCAGUGUUGUGUACACAUCAGUGUUGAUGGUGUGUUUACCAUCGUUAUACCCUCGUUGAGGAUUUUCUGAAGCCGUGUGGACACGAUAAACAUCAGCGGGUGGAGAUCGGACAGCGAGUGGAUUUCUGUAGUGUUGGUGCAUUAAAUCAAAGGGCAUUAAAGGAUUCUACCUGAAACUCCUACGGUUUCCUGUUGGAUUGACUUUCUUUGCUCCACGUUCGCAAAGAGACCUUCAUUCUAGGCUUGCGUGCCAAAACACGGAGAUAUAGAUUUAAUUUUAGAUGUUCUAACGCUAUGCAGUGACGUGUCCAACCUAAUCCUUACUGUAACCAGAGAUCGGCAUUGUACCCCCCCGAGGAUACGGACGGGACAGAAUCGAGCCGCCAUUUAUUUUUCGGUCUCGAUGUUGAAAAGUGUAUGGUGUGGAUUUUUUUGGAGCGAUGUGAAGGAAGCAACUGGAAGAAACUCUGAGCACUAAAGAGACUUACAGCUCCACCUAACCCUUUAGCCUUUAGCUACAUAAACAGUCUUCCAUCCGGACUUGUGAAAGAGUGAGUGAAUGUGUCACUGAGUGCAAAGUUCAGAGAGGAUUCUGAGGCUCCUCUGUGUCGCUGAGUGAAUGAUUUAGUUUGUUGUUGUUUUGACUGUGUGUGUUGUGUGUUUUGGACAGUUGUUCAGGUAUUACCCCGUUGCAGAGAUAUUCUAUAUUUAUACCCAUGUAUUCUUGCAUAUGAAACAUGUUUUGUGGUUACUGUUGUAAUUGUUUAGCACAAGAUAAGCAUUAAACUUGGGAUUCGUGUAACUUUUCAA
Messenger RNA from Gambusia affinis (western mosquitofish), 2582 nucleotides. RefSeq names its product SH3-domain binding protein 5a (BTK-associated) (gene sh3bp5a). Gene Ontology annotation, cellular component: cytoplasm. The transcript is spliced from 9 exons. The record is from RefSeq and is a predicted model, not a curated record. Gene Ontology annotation, molecular function: protein kinase inhibitor activity. The coding region runs from base 320 to 1675 and encodes 451 amino acids. Gene Ontology annotation, biological process: negative regulation of protein tyrosine kinase activity; intracellular signal transduction. NCBI's taxonomy places the organism in Eukaryota, Metazoa, Chordata, Actinopteri, Cyprinodontiformes, Poeciliidae.